Molecule: messenger RNA, 393 nt
Organism: Anisakis simplex (herring worm)
Lineage: Eukaryota; Metazoa; Nematoda; Chromadorea; Rhabditida; Anisakidae
Source: the annotation of a GenBank genome assembly
GUGUAUGGCUUCUACGAUGAAUGUGCACGUCGUUAUUCGAAGCGUUUAUGGCAAAUCUUUCAAACAGUUUUCAAUUGUUUACCGUUAUGCGCACGUAUUAGUUCACGUAUUUUUUGUAUGCACGGUGGAAUUUCACAACAAAUCAGCACGUGGACGGCAAUGAAGAAAAUUCGACGACCUUUAGAGAUUCCAGAUUAUGGAGUGCUUUGUGAUUUGCUAUGGGCUGAUCCGGAUAGUACGGUGAAAGGUUACGAGGAAAGUCCACGUGGUGUAUCGAAUGUCUUCGGUGAAGAUGUUCUUACAGAAUUUUGUCGUAAAAUGGGCAUUGAUAUGGUGGUGCGGGCACAUCAGGUGAGUGACAUCAGCAGCUUUUCGCUUGCCAUGACAAAAUAA